AUGGCUUCCGAAACAGAUAAUACUGUUCCUACUCUCCGCAAGGUUCUUGUAUCCGAAUCUGAGCCGCUUGCUCGCCGCUUCCGCGCGCUUUUCUCCCUUAAGCACCUGGCCUGCCUACAACCUCCCACAGACCAGACCCUCCCCGCCAUCGAAGCGAUCGCCGCAGGUUUCGCGUCACCCUCGGCCUUGCUCAAGCAUGAGCUUGCCUACUGCCUUGGUCAAACCAAGAACUUCGAAUCUGUCGCAUACCUGCAGCAUGUGGUGAAGGAUACCGAGGAAGACGCGAUGUGUCGCCAUGAGGCUGCCGAGGCGCUGGGCGCUCUCGGAUACGCGGAUAGCUUGGAUGUCCUCAAGAGAUUUAGGGAUGAUACAAAAGAAUUGGAUAUUAUUAGGGAGACCUGCGAUAUUGCUGUCGACCGAAUCCUGUGGGAGAACUCAGAAGAGCGCAAGGCCGAGAAAUUGAAACCUAGCGCCGAACCCUGCAUCCCCGACCUGGAAAAGACACUGCUUGACACCAAGCUCCCUCUGUUCCAAAGAUACCGUGCGAUGUUCGGUCUGCGCGACCUCGCCUCGCCCCCAGACCUUCCCACCGCAGUCGACGCCGUCAAUGCGCUGGCUAAGGGCCUCAAGGACCCCUCUGCUCUCUUCCGCCAUGAAGUUGCCUUUGUGUUCGGACAACUCUGCCACCCUGCCUCAAUCCCUAGUCUCACAGCCUCGCUGAGUGACCUGUCGGAAGUAGGAAUGGUGCGACAUGAAGCGGCGGAGGCCCUUGGCAGCCUGGGCGAGGAGGAGGGUGUUGAGGAGACCCUGAAGAAAUUCUUGAAUGACCCCGAUCAGGUGGUCAGGGACAGUGUCAUUGUUGCUCUCGACAUGGCAGAAUUUGAGAAAAAUGGCGAAAUUCAAUAUGCGCUUAUCCCGGAUAGCGCUGCACCCAUUGCUGCAUGA
This is a messenger RNA of Penicillium mononematosum, 945 nucleotides long. Its product is annotated as deoxyhypusine monooxygenase. Bases 1 to 945 code for a protein of 314 amino acids. Gene Ontology annotation, molecular function: deoxyhypusine monooxygenase activity. Lineage: Eukaryota; Fungi; Ascomycota; Eurotiomycetes; Eurotiales; Aspergillaceae. The transcript is spliced from 2 exons. Gene Ontology annotation, biological process: peptidyl-hypusine biosynthetic process. The record is from RefSeq and is a predicted model, not a curated record.